AGUGGUGCAGUGUCGCCGUGCAGGAAGUCAAUUCGAGUUAGCCGUGCGGUGAAGCAACACAUCUCAAGUUUUACGUGACGCCCGCCGUCGCGGGUCGGAUUCAGUCGGAUGCAAUAAAUUGCAGCGUGUGGAAAGGAGCGCUUCGAGUGCGUGUGUGCGGAAACAAGAGAAAUGGCCGAAGGUAAUGGUGAGGUUGUAGAAGAGAUGGCAAAUCAGAAGUCCGGCGAAGGUGGAGACGGCGAACGAACGCAGGACUACUCGAAGCUGCUGGAGUAUGGAUUACACAAAAUGGUUGCCGGUCGGUUGGAUGACAUCUACAAAACCGGCAAACUCGCCCACUCAGAGCUCGACGAGAGGGCGCUGGAUGCGCUGAAGGAAUUCCACGUAGAAGGUGCCUUGGACGUACUGGACCAGUUCCUAGAGUCGAACCUCGAACAUGUGUCGAACAAAUCGGCCUUCCUUUGCGGUGUCAUGAAGACGUACAGACAAAAAGUUCGAGCCACACAGCAAGGACAACCGGCACCCGCAGUCACAGUGCAAGCGAAAGGACCCGACGAGGAAAAGAUCAAAGCCAUUCUAGAGCGUACGGGAUACACACUGGACGUAACAACAGGACAACGCAAGUACGGUGGGCCACCGCCGAACUGGACAGGGAACACGCCCGGGAACGGCUGCGAAGUGUUCUGCGGCAAAAUACCAAAAGAUAUGUACGAGGACGAGCUGAUCCCGCUGUUCGAGAAGUGCGGCAAAAUUUGGGACCUUCGGCUGAUGAUGGACCCAAUGACCGGCACCAAUCGGGGCUACGCCUUCGUUACCUUCACGUCCCGGGAUUCAGCCUCGAACGCCGUGCGGGAGCUGAAUGAUUAUGAUAUUCGGAAUGGCAAAAAGAUUGGUGUUACGAUAUCGUUUAACAAUCACCGACUUUUUGUCGGCAAUAUUCCUAAGAAUAGAGAUCGCGAUGAGUUGUUAGAGGAGUUUGCAAAACAUGCACCGGGACUUGUGGAGGUAAUUAUUUAUAGCUCACCAGACGACAAGAAAAAGAAUCGAGGCUUCUGCUUCCUCGAGUACGAAUCACACAAGGCGGCAUCCUUGGCCAAGCGGCGACUAGGCACCGGACGGAUAAAGGUAUGGAAUUGUGAUAUAAUAGUAGACUGGGCGGAUCCACAGGAAGAACCAGACGAGCAAACGAUGAGCAAGGUCAAAGUAUUAUACGUACGGAACCUAACACAAGACAUUAGCGAAGAAAAGCUGAAGGAGAAUUUCGAGCAAUACGGCCGCGUUGAGCGAGUGAAGAAAAUCAAAGACUACGCGUUUGUCCACUUCGAGGACCGCGACAACGCCGUAAAAGCAAUGAAGGAUCUGGAUGGCAAGGACAUUGGUGGAUCUAACAUAGAAGUAUCACUAGCUAAACCCCCGUCCGAUAAAAAGAAAAAAGAGGAAAUCCUACGCGCCCGUGAAAGGCGCAUGACCCAGUUUCUGCAAACCAGAAUAGGCUUGGGAAACACGGUUCCAUCGUUUCCCAGUAUGUCACCGCAGCAUGCUGGCAUGAUGCCCGGUGUGAUGCCUCCGAUGCGAGUUCCUAGCGGACCGGGCGGACCGAGGGCUCCAAUGCGAGGUGGCCCAAUGGGCGGUCGGGGCGAAUACGAGCCCGAGUACGAUUCGUUCGGCUACGCAGACUACGCCCACCGUGGCCUCGGGGCGGCCGGGCUGUAUGAGGCUUCGUCCUACUACGACGACUACUACCGAGCAGGCGGUUGCUACGGCGAUGGCGGCGAAUACUACCUUGAGUAUGCGUCAAGCGCAACGGCGGCGGCUGCAGCCGCAGCUGCCGCCGCCGCCGCUGCAGCCGCCUUCUCGUCCGGGUCCGGGCACCACCACCACCAUCAUCACCACGCGCCGCCACACCACCAUCACCACGGUCACGGGUAUCACCAUCAUCACCACAGUGCCGCUGCCGCUGCAGCCGUUGCCGCCGCGGGAGCUCGCAGCAGCAGUUCGGCGGGAGCACUCGGGCGCCGGUUGAAGCUGUUCUAG
This is a messenger RNA of Anopheles nili, 2034 nucleotides long. It is a transcript of the gene Syp, whose product is annotated as heterogeneous nuclear ribonucleoprotein R. The record is from RefSeq and is a predicted model, not a curated record. Gene Ontology annotation, cellular component: nucleus; ribonucleoprotein complex. Bases 172 to 2034 code for a protein of 620 amino acids. Gene Ontology annotation, molecular function: mRNA binding. The transcript has 12 exons. NCBI's taxonomy places the organism in Eukaryota, Metazoa, Arthropoda, Insecta, Diptera, Culicidae.